AUGGAGUCGGAAUUUGCGGCCACUCACGGCCCUGUUUUAAAGGAUGUCGAGAAACUUAUCUUUACUCAGGCCGGGUUCCUGGCACAGAGGCGACUAGCCGCUGGAGCUUUGAUAACAACCGUCCUCCAAGAGGCCAUUCGCAAUGGAAGCCAUUCCGUCGCGGAUCUCAUGAAGAUCGGACAGCAUAUCUUAGGCCGUCGACAUGUGCACCCAUCCGUGGUAGGCACGCUUACUCGGCUCCAGAUCGAGGGCACUUUUAAGACAGGAACCCACCUAAUUACCGUCGAUCAACCAAUCAGCACCGAUGAUGGCGAUAUAAAGAUGGCCCUGUACGGUAGUUUCCUCCCGGCACCGGCCAAAGACUCAUUUCCUCAGCUCAACGAUUCGGAUUACGGGCCCAUGAAGAUGCCAGGCGCAAUAUUGCCGGCGGAUUCGGGUGAUAUAGUUCUCAGUCCAGGGCGGAAGAGAAUUGAACUGAAGGUUAUAAAUAGAGGGACCCGGGCUGUUUAUGUCGGAUCUCAUUUCCACUUCAUGGAAACAAACCCUGAUCUCGACUUCGACCGAAAAAAGGCUUACGGUUUUCACCUGGAUAAAACAGCUGGGGAAUUUGUUCGCUUUGACCCUGACAGUCUGAAGGCCAUCACUCUGACGGAGAUUGGAGGUCUGAAGACUAUCAAAGGCGGAAGUGGCUUCGCUAUCGGUACAAUUGACCAGACACGUGCUACUAAAUUUGUGCAGCGCCUCCGAAAGGCCGGAUACCGGUAUACACCUGAAGUGACGGAGGUAAAUAUUGAUGUCGAGCCGUGUUCAAUGGAUAGGUGGAAGUAUGCUCUGACUUAUGGUCCGACCGUUGGGGAUUACAUUCGUCUGGGAUAUACAGGCCUGUGGGCGAUAAUCGAAAGGGAUCAUACUAUAUAUGGUGAUGAAUGUAUACUGGGAGAUGGGAAGACUAUCAUGGAUGGACAGGGACAAGCGAGUGGGUGUCCUGAUGCGGAAUGCCUCGAUUUAGCCAUUGUGAAUGCUGUAGUCCUUGACUGGACCGGGAUUUGCAAGGCAGAUAUUGGCGUCAAAGACGGCGUUAUUGUUGGUAUUGGAAAGUCCGGAAAUCCUGACACGAUGGAUGGAGUCUCCUCCACGAUGGUAAUUGGGUCGAAUACGGAUAUCAUUGAUGCUAAAGGGAAGAUUAUCACUGCCGGUGGAAUUGACACCCAUGCUCAUCUGAUCCGUCCUCAGCAGGCGAGUAAAGCUAUGGCAUCGGGCAUUACGACUAUGUUUGGAGGAGGCACCGGGCCAAGUACUUCCUCUCAAGCAGUGAAUUGCAGCAUAAGCACGAAGUAUAUUAAACAGAUGAUGCAGGCGUGCGAUCAGUUGCCAAUAAACUACGGUAUUAUUGGGAAGGGAAGCGAUUCCGGAAAGCCUGGACUUUAUGAUCAGUGCGAUGCCGGUGUUGUUGCGCUAAAGCUGCAUGAAGACUUUGGUUGUACGCCCUCGACAAUUGACACCUGUUUAAGCAUCUGCGAAGAGCAAGAUAUCCAAUGUCAAAUCCAUACCGAUUCUCUCAACGAAUCCGGUUUUGUCGAACGAACAAUCGCUGCAUUCAAAAAUCGCACCAUCCACGUGUACCAUGUCGAGGGUGCCGGAGGAGGCCAUGAGCCCGAUGUGAUCAAACUUGUGCAGGAAGCCAAUGUCCUUCCGAGCAGUACAACUCCUACCAUGCCUUUUACAACAAACACAAUUGACGAGCACAUGGACAUGGCUGCAACCUGCCAUCGGCUUUCAAAGAGCAAUCCUGACGAUGUUUCCUUCCUUGAUGGUCGCAUUAGGGGCAAGACCAUCGCAGCGGAGGACGUACUGCACGAUAUCGGAGCUAUCAGCAUAAUGUCCUCUGACUCACAGGCAAUGGGUCGCUGCGGCGAGGUCAUAUUGUGUACAUGGAAGACGGCACAUAUCAACAAGUUCCACCGGGGAGCACUUUUUGAAGACAAAGGUACCGGAGCCGAUAAUCAGCGAGUCAAGCGCUAUAUCAGCAAGUACACGAUCAAUCCGGCGCUUACGCAGGGUAUCAGCCAUACCGUGGGCAGUAUCGAACCGUGCCAAGUUACCAAGAAGGGAUUCAUUGCUUUUGCACAGAUGGGUGACCCAAACGCAGCUGUCUCAACCGUGGAACCCCUAAUCGCCCGACCAAUGUUCGCAGUGGUGACUUCUGAUGGAGUCGAGCUAAAUUACGAGGCUGCAGAGUCCCUUCCAUUGACAACGGAGUCUUUUAUUCUUUAA
Molecule: messenger RNA, 2274 nt
Organism: Penicillium antarcticum
Lineage: Eukaryota; Fungi; Ascomycota; Eurotiomycetes; Eurotiales; Aspergillaceae
Exons: 11
Coding region: 1-2274 (757 amino acids)
Biological process (GO): urea catabolic process
Cellular component (GO): urease complex
Molecular function (GO): nickel cation binding; urease activity
Source: RefSeq, a predicted model, not a curated record